Portunus trituberculatus (swimming crab) is the source of this 1597-nucleotide messenger RNA. RefSeq lists its product as uncharacterized. Gene Ontology annotation, cellular component: extracellular region. Bases 1 to 852 code for a protein of 283 amino acids. Gene Ontology annotation, molecular function: co-receptor binding; receptor antagonist activity. The record is from RefSeq and is a predicted model, not a curated record. The transcript is spliced from 2 exons. Gene Ontology annotation, biological process: multicellular organism development; negative regulation of canonical Wnt signaling pathway. Lineage: Eukaryota; Metazoa; Arthropoda; Malacostraca; Decapoda; Portunidae.
AUGCCAAUUUUGAGGCCCCAAAGUCAACUUAAAGUCACCUGGGACGGGAUGAUCCACACGCACGCCCACACGCAGGUGACAAGGCAACGGCCAGGUGUUGGGCAGGUGGCAGCUGACCUGCCCAAUAUAAAGCAUCACUGGGAGAUGUGUAUGACAGUCACGGUUCACAUGCACGGCCACUUACACGUAGUGCACGCACAGCUAGCAAAGAUGCAAGGAUUGGUGUUCUUGGUAGUGUUCUGCCUCGUCACGUCACACACAGCAGCUGACGAUGUCCUUAGGUGGCUGCUUUCUCAUCCCUUACAAAAGGAAACCAGUGGCCGCCAUAACGCUCGUGAUCUGAGCGCUGCCGAAGGCUCGCCCUCACCUUCCCUAUACGACCCUUACCAGCACUUCCGUCUGUGUAACAGUGACCGAGCCUGUGAGCGUCGCGAGUUCUGUGACCAGCACUACGGUGUGUGCAGGGAGAAGCUUGGCACUGGACAGCCCUGUCGCCGUGACUUCAUGUGUGCCCGGGACUUGGACUGCAUGUUUGGCGAGUGCCAGCAGCGCGUAGAGCCAGGUCGGGAAGGGGCAAGAUGCCGCAAGAAUAGGAACUGCGGCCCCGAUAUGUGCUGUGCGCGGCGUAAUGGUGAACAUAUCUGUCAGCGACGACUGCCGCUCGGCCACAAGUGUUUCGUGCCAGAGGGCGGCCCCGAGUACGUCAUCAACGAGCGGUGCCCCUGCCAGUCAGACCUUAUCUGUAAAUAUACUAGCCCAAAGCCUCCACCACGCGACCCAGCAAUGAUCUGGGCAACUUACGAAAAUAUGAGAUGCGUCCCUCCAUCUCACAGCCCACAUAGCAGUGGCUGACUGGAGGAAGACUACACACUGAAAACUGAAUGAAAUAUGCCUGAUGGCUCCUCACAAGGAUGUCAACAACGGAUCCAGCCAAGGAGCGGCAGCAGUCACCGUCUGGUUUAGCAGCAGGUCAUAUCCUGCACAGUGAAGGGAGUUACGGCCUGACCAUGAGCACCCAUAAUGCGCCAGGCCAACGCAUGGCCAUAAAGGUCCAAAUGACGGCCAGAGGAGCUCAAAGUGAAGGGGUGCAUCCAGCCAGUCACAGCACGAUAGCACGACGCACACUCCCUCGCAUAGUAACAAUGCCAGGUGUGGGGCAGGUUACGCAAUGACCUUAUUAGUGCUAAAUAUAUUUGCAAAACGAUGAUUUUUGUAAUACUAACACAAAAAAAAUAAAGAUUCUAUGUAAAUCUUACAAGACUAUCUGUUACGAAAGGUGUUAACAAUGCACAGCACCAUUGCCAACAGAGAAAAGAAUCGGUUUUGAAUAUAAAUAAAUGUAUAGAUACAUACAAAUUCCUUCAAUAAUGUAUUCAUACGCAUUUUUCUUUUUUACUUUGCCUGUUUAUAUACAGUAUCUAAAAUGGUACUGUUUGUUCUCACCCUUAUAUAUAACUGUAAUGCAAUAGAAAACACAAGCACUUCAUGUAGUGGGGAAUGUGGAAGCAGACAUUACGAUGCAUACUAAUGAGAAUCAGCUGAAACACAAAAAAAAAGUAAAACAUCAAAUGAAAUAAACUAUAUUACAACAAUAACA